Diuraphis noxia (Russian wheat aphid) is the source of this 783-nucleotide messenger RNA. RefSeq names its product PR domain zinc finger protein 1 (gene Blimp-1). Gene Ontology annotation, molecular function: DNA-binding transcription repressor activity, RNA polymerase II-specific; RNA polymerase II cis-regulatory region sequence-specific DNA binding; protein binding. Gene Ontology annotation, biological process: cell fate commitment; regulation of transcription by RNA polymerase II. Gene Ontology annotation, cellular component: cytoplasm; nucleus. Lineage: Eukaryota; Metazoa; Arthropoda; Insecta; Hemiptera; Aphididae. The record is from RefSeq and is a predicted model, not a curated record.
AUGUUGCCUUAGGUCAGUACAACGCCUGAUUGCUUAGAACAUACUUUUUGUUUAUCAAGCUCCACACUUUUCGUUUUCGUUUUCAAUCGCAGAAACAGUCCAGGCCCGCCGGUCGUCUGGGUUAUACAAUUUCAGAGGAUCUAUGGAGGACUAGUAAAUCAUUAAAAAUCACAAUGAGACAGGAAACACCUCCGAUGGAAUCCGAUUUGCCUUUUGAUUUCAACUCAAUCAAAGAAGAAGAAUUUGACAAAUUUGUCGACUACAUUGUAUUAGACCAACCAGCAGAUCCGAAUAACCCAAAUCGAGCAGAGAGUUCAUUACCCAGAAAUCUCAAAUUGAAAAAAAUUGGAAAAAAAAUCAUUGGCGUAAAAAGUGCCAUAUACAUUCCAUUAGGCACAAGGUUCGGCCCAUUAGUGGGAGAAGUGUGCGUUAAAGAGCACGCGCCAAACGGAAAGCGGAAAUACUUCUGGAGGGUCCAACUCAUGCUAGGUCAAGAUAAUUUCUGGCGGAAAAUGCGCCAACAGAUUUAUAAAGAAAACAAACCAUUCUAUUACAUAAACACUUACGAUGAAACGAAAUCCAAUUGGAUGCGGUACGUGAGUGCCCCGUAUUCACCACAAUCACAGAAUUUGAUCGCUUGUCAAUGCGGAACUGAUAUAUUUUUUUACACUAUUCGACCAAUUUUUCCAAAUGAAGAACUUCUUGUUUGGUAUUGUCGUGAAUUUGCUGAAAGGCUUAACUACCCAUCAAGCGUUGAUCAGAUGAUACAACGAAUGCAAGGAA